Felis catus (domestic cat) is the source of this 874-nucleotide messenger RNA. RefSeq names its product pterin-4 alpha-carbinolamine dehydratase 1 (gene PCBD1). The transcript has 4 exons. Lineage: Eukaryota; Metazoa; Chordata; Mammalia; Carnivora; Felidae. The coding region runs from base 275 to 442 and encodes 55 amino acids. The record is from RefSeq and is a predicted model, not a curated record. Gene Ontology annotation, biological process: tetrahydrobiopterin biosynthetic process. Gene Ontology annotation, molecular function: 4-alpha-hydroxytetrahydrobiopterin dehydratase activity.
CGGGGGCGUGGCGGGGGGCGACGAGGGUGGAGUACGGUGCCUGCGAGCUCUGCGCCCGCUGGCCGCUCGCGGGCUCGGAGAGCCGGGGUCUCCGCCCCGCGGCCGCCCGCACCCCUGGUAGUAUCCCAGGGCUGGCAAAGCACACAGGCUAAGUGCCGAGGAGAGGGACCAGCUGCUGCCAAACCUGAGGGCCGUGGGGUGGAAUGAGCUAGAAGGCCGCGAUGCCAUCUUCAAGCAGUUCCAUUUCAAAGACUUCAAUCGGGCUUUUGGCUUCAUGACGAGGGUGGCCCUACAGGCGGAGAAACUGGACCACCAUCCCGAAUGGUUUAACGUGUACAACAAGGUCCACAUCACCCUGAGCACCCAUGAGUGUGCGGGCCUUUCAGAACGGGACAUAAACCUGGCCAGCUUCAUCGAACAAGUAGCAGUGUCCAUGACAUAGGCCCUGCCCUUCCUCGUGGAAGUCUUUGGGGGAAGUGGAGGGACUGAUUUGGGAAUCCAGGGAGGGAGCUGGGGAGCCCUGAGAUGUUCUACAGCCAGAAUUGCCAAGUGGACUCUGCUGCCUCCGUUUAGGGGAGAGUCCUUGCUGUGGUAAGAGGAGGUGCCAGCCUCACUGCCGACCACUCUUUAUCCCCAGCGCUCUGGCACACGUAUGCUAAUCGAGUACGAUCUUCCCCUUCUGUAGGACUUCCCAACAACAGUAAUGGUCUUCUUGCCAGGCUGUGUCUUGCUCCUUUUCUGAUUCAUUUCCCAAGAAGCUGUGUCUAAGAUGCACAGUCUUAUCUUAGAAACCAGGACCCUAAAGUCAACCCCCUGGUAUGUGACAGAAACACGUGUGCUUUUAUGCCUCAAAUAAAACUACUGUUUCACUCGG